Messenger RNA from Periophthalmus magnuspinnatus, 1158 nucleotides. It is a transcript of the gene opn9, whose product is annotated as opsin 9. Gene Ontology annotation, molecular function: G protein-coupled receptor activity. The transcript has 7 exons. Gene Ontology annotation, cellular component: membrane. Bases 1 to 1158 code for a protein of 385 amino acids. Lineage: Eukaryota; Metazoa; Chordata; Actinopteri; Gobiiformes; Gobiidae. The record is from RefSeq and is a predicted model, not a curated record. Gene Ontology annotation, biological process: G protein-coupled receptor signaling pathway.
AUGGGCGACGCUUCCUCCGUUGAGCCGCAGUUUUUGUCCAAACUGUCUCCGUCCGCCGACCUCGUCAUGGCGGUGUUUCUCGUCCUCACAGGAGUGUCGUCCGUGUGCGGGAACGGGGCGGUGCUCGCCGUUUACUACAGAAAAAGACGCAAAAUCAAACCCGCCGAGCUCCUCACGGUCAACCUGGCCCUGUGUGACCUGGGGUUCAGCGUCCUGGGCGCGCCGUUCUUCAUCGUUUCCAGCUGGAGUCACGCCUGGAUGUUCGGGGAGACCGGGUGUCUUCUUUACGGGAUUCAGGGCUCCGUGUUUGGCAUCGGUUCGCUCAUCACCACCUGCCUCAUAUCUCUGGACCGAUGUCUGAAAAUCUGCUGCUUAAGAUACGGUCAGUGGAUCAACAACCUCCAUGCGUCCCUGUGCGUGCUGCUCAUCUGGCUCUACACUGUGUUCUGGGCUUCACUUCCUGCUUUUGGGUUCGGCCGUUACAGACCAGAACCCUACGGAACCAGCUGCACCGUCGACUGGUGGAGUAUCCGGACGCCUCGCUCCGACCGCGUCUACGUUUACCUCUUCCUGUGCUUUGGCUUUGGAUUACCCACAAUCACCAUCAUCGCUUCAUAUCUGGGCAUUCUGAUCAAGGUUUACACAUCGAGCCGCGCCCUGGCAUCUAUUCCAUGCUGUGCUGUGUCCAACGGCAGCACCAAAGACCUCAAACUUGCGAAGAUGGCGGUGGCGGUCUGCGCGGCGUUCCUCGUGGCCUGGCUCCCUUACGCUUCCGUGUCCCUCAUCUCCGCCCUGCUCUCCGGAGAAGAAGACCCCCUCUCCAAACCCACGCCCGCCCCCGUCGCCCUGUCCUCCGCCCUCAACUGGACCACCGCGGACUCCUCCAAACACACGUCUCACCCCCCGGGACCCUCUACGACGGGCCCGGAGUCCAGCCUGCCCCCCAUGGUCACCGUCAUCCCCGCCAUGUUUGCAAAGUCCCACUGUAUGAUGAACCCGGUCAUUUAUCAGAUCAUGCACAGGGAGUUCAGGGACAGUCUGUACGAGCUCGUGUUUGGACGGCAGAAGGCCGACAGGAGGCGCCAGAGACGGAAAACGGCGUCUGUUCACACGAGCGUCAGUAUGUCCGUUCAAAAGAGAGAGCCAGACAGAUUAUGA